CGCCUUUAAGUGAUCGAUAUAAAUACUUUGAUAUUGGACACGACAAGUAUCAGUUGAUAUUCCAGUAGAAAUAUAUGAAGUACAUUGAUAAUUUCAGUUUUUACUAAAUGAAUAUUUUCAAGAUGACAACUAAGGUUAUUAUUUUCUUCGCAAUUUGUAUUGCUUUUACUUUGGCCCAAUAUGCUUAUAAACCAGUAGUACCAUUGGCCGUUUAUUCUGCUAAACACUAUGAAGAACCAAUAUAUCCACCGAUUCCUUACAAUUUUCAAUACAGUGUUAACGAUCCUAGUACCUAUGAUGUGAAAAGCCAGUCAGAAUACAGCGACGGAAAAACUGUCAAAGGUUUCUACAGUUUAGUCGAGUCUGAUGGCACUAAGAGGGUAGUUGAAUACACAGCUGACGACUACGGUUUCAACGCUCAAGUUAAAAAGGAAGGCGCUUCCUAUGUUUAAGCUUCAUAUUAGAUUUGAACAAAUAUUAUCUGGUAUUUAAUUUAAAAAGACUGUAUUAUUCUAUUCCAAUCUCUAAUUCAAUAAAAAUAAUUUUUAUUUAA
Daktulosphaira vitifoliae (grape phylloxera) is the source of this 553-nucleotide messenger RNA. Its product is annotated as cuticle protein 19-like. The record is from RefSeq and is a predicted model, not a curated record. NCBI's taxonomy places the organism in Eukaryota, Metazoa, Arthropoda, Insecta, Hemiptera, Phylloxeridae. Gene Ontology annotation, cellular component: extracellular matrix. The transcript has 2 exons. Bases 108 to 452 code for a protein of 114 amino acids.